Messenger RNA from Dufourea novaeangliae, 1922 nucleotides. It is a transcript of the gene Gstcd, whose product is annotated as glutathione S-transferase C-terminal domain-containing protein homolog. The transcript has a single exon. Lineage: Eukaryota; Metazoa; Arthropoda; Insecta; Hymenoptera; Halictidae. Bases 83 to 1801 code for a protein of 572 amino acids. The record is from RefSeq and is a predicted model, not a curated record.
AUUAAGGGCUAGUGUGUAAACAGCCUUAACCAGAAUCCAUCUUUUAUGGACAAUUGGAAGGUUUUAUAGGCAACUGAUCAAAAUGGACAAAGUCUAUUUGGAAGUAUACUCUUUGGCAGAAAUAUGCAUAGCACCCAUAGAAACCAUAGUGGCUUUAUUCACUGUAAAGUAUUGCGACUCUAAGAUUAAUAUUAAACUCGUCCUUAGUAAACAGAAGCCUCUCGAACGAGCAUACAGAAUAGAUAUUUCCACUUUUGUAUACGAAGUUAUGGAUGCAAAUAAAAUCCCUUACUCUGCGAGUUCGUGCGAGCUGCCGAUCAUUGUUGUGAAUAAGGCAAGCUGUAUCGCUGGCCUCUGCGCGAUCCUGCGACAAAUAAUCAAAGAUGUCACGGCCGAACAUCCAAAGCAUCAUUGCCGAAAGUUACUGGGAUUCAAAGACUCGUAUCUAACGGCUUGCUCCGAAGCAAGUGUAUGGACAAAAUUCUGCGAGGUAGAUCUGAUUCAGACGAUGAAAUUUUUGUACGCAGAUAACACGAUACGCAACGAACUGCCUUCCAACAUGGCCAGGUUUGAAUGCCAUAUGUCGCAACCUGUCAGAUUGCACAAUUUGUACAAGUACACCAUGUCUAAAAAGUUCCUCGAUGAAAACGCAAUCUCGCGAGACGAAAUGCAUUUGUCGGAACAUACGUACGCCGAGGGUUCGUACGUUACCCUGGCUGAUAUAAUUAUAUUUGUCUGCAUGCAUAACCUACUAACCGUAUUCUCGAGCGAGUCGACGCUGCAGUUACUUCCGUUAACCGCUAAAUGGUACAAGAAAAUGAUCGAGGAUCAAACCAUCGUCGACUGUUUGGAAUGUCUGCCGGUGUUAAAACGCGAAAAUUCGAACGGGCUCGUUUAUACUCUUCCUCAAGUAGCGAAUCAAAGUUUGUACAAGAGUGAUCCCAAAAGAUACAAACCAAGAAGCCGUAUUUUCACGAAGCAAGACGAUGUAGAGCAAUCGUUGGGAUUGUUUAAGAGAUUAAAUAUAGAAACGCGGCUCGAGCAGGAGCCUUUUGCCGCGGAAUUGUUGUUAGACUGGUCCACGGUACCGUUCCACGCCACUCCGGAAGGUGGUUCCCUGCCAUCAGCGAGACUAAAGAGAAAACAAGAACAAUUGGAGAACAUGUGCAAGCCUGUAAUGAAACUAGCGAGAGCUGGAGAUGUAAUAGUAGACUUCUGUUCCGGUAGCGGUCAUUUGGGCAUUCUACUAGCAUACAUGUUACCGUAUUGCACCAUUACAUUGCUAGAGAACAAAGAAGAAUCGUUGAACAGAGCCAAAGAGCGGGUGAAAAAGAUGAGCUUGACGAACAUAAACUUUUAUCAGUGCAACUUAGACUAUUUUAAGGGAGAUUUUGAUAUUGGUUUAUCGCUGCACGCGUGCGGCGUCGCGACUGAUCUAGUUAUACAACAGUGCAUCAGGAGGCGGGCAAAUUUCGUCUGUUGCCCGUGCUGUUACGGUUCGUUGCACGAUUGCCAUCACCUCACGUACCCAAGGAGCAACGUUUUCAAGAAGGGCAUGAGCCGGGAAAAUUACAUGGUCCUCAGUCACGCCGCCGAUCAGACACACGACGAGAAAAAUGUGAAAACAAAGCAGGGAUACGAGUGCAUGGCGAUCGUGGACACCGAUAGAAAGAUCCUGGCCGAGCAAUUCGGGUACAGGGUGUAUCUCUCGAAAUUCAUACCCAUGACAUGUACCCCGAAAAAUCACAUACUAGUGGGAAUCCCUAGAAAAGAAAUCACGAACGCAGAGUGUGUAAGUUAAUUAUGUUGCAUUUCCACGAAUUUAUGUGUGUUUCUCUAAUGAUCUUGUACAAUGGAAAAAGAAUUGGGUACUAUUCUUGUUAUAUCGAACCGAAUGACUCUUGCGAAUAAAAUUUACUUAC